AUGAAGCCAAGAAAUGUUAAUUUAAUUAAAGUUUUUACUGAUGACGAAGAGGAAGAGGAAACAUCUGAAUCGAAUAAAGAAAAGAAUCUUAGAACUCAUAUCAUUAAUCCAAUUGAAAUGGAAGUAGAAUUCACUCCUAAACAAAAAUCAGUUAAAAGAACACGAAAUCCUUCCAGAAUUGAUAAUCUUGUACCAUAUAAUAUAGCUGAUAAUAUCCUAUCAAAACAAUCUUCUACGACCCUAAGACAAUAG
Molecule: messenger RNA, 252 nt
Organism: Funneliformis mosseae
Lineage: Eukaryota; Fungi; Glomeromycota; Glomeromycetes; Glomerales; Glomeraceae
Source: the annotation of a GenBank genome assembly